This is a messenger RNA of Capsicum annuum, 1501 nucleotides long. Its product is annotated as LOB domain-containing protein 21-like. The transcript is spliced from 2 exons. The record is from RefSeq and is a predicted model, not a curated record. Lineage: Eukaryota; Viridiplantae; Streptophyta; Magnoliopsida; Solanales; Solanaceae. The coding region runs from base 178 to 708 and encodes 176 amino acids.
CAGGUUACGAACCUGCGACCUUCGCACUAUUAUCAAAACGCUCUUACCAACUGCGAUAACAGGCCUUGCCAAUUUUGCAGUAUUGAAGUCCAUGUAUACCUAGAGUAAGACAUUGGUUGAACCCUAUAAAAGAAGAGCCGAAGUCGUGUGAAUUUGAAGUUUGCGGAAAAGGGAGCCAUGAAGAGUAAUGAGCCUCGUUCAAGCUCUUCUUGUGCAGCUUGUAAGUUCUUGAAGAGAAGGUGCACUCCCAAUUGCCAAUUUGCCCCAUAUUUCCGAUCGGACGAGCCCAAGAAGUUCGCUAACGUCCACAAGGUGUUCGGAGCAAGCAACGUGAUCAAGAUUCUGAAUGAAGUGCCAGAGGACCAGCGAGAAGACACAGUCAACUCGCUGGUCUAUGAGGCUGAGGUGAGGCUCAGGGACCCAGUUUACGGUUGCAUUGGAGCCAUAGCGUCUUUGCAGCGGAAGAUGGUGGAGCUACAACAAGAUCUGAUGGUUACUAGAGCUCAUCUUGCUUACUAUGAAGCCAAGCCCAGCAGCACAGCUUCUAAUUGUCCACUCUUGGAUUAUGAUCCUCUCAGUGUCAAUAUGCCUUCUGUUUUUGUGGACACUUCGGUGUCUGGUGGGUACUUGGACAGCUUCAGCCAGAAUUCCUUUGUCAUGGACCAAAGUGGAUCCACCAAUGAAUUUGGCCAAUUCCCAUUUCCAUGAUCACUUCUCUUUUUCAAAUUACGGUCUCUACGUUUACGCAUUUCCUUGUAUAUAUAAGAGGAAGAGCGGCUCAUUGUUAAAAGAAAAAAGACAAAUGAAGAAGAUACCGUAAGGCCAUAACCUAGAUUAACAAAUGGAGGGUGUAAACAACUUUUCCAGCAACUAGCAAGGUAUUCCAGUUGCCCACAAUACCAUAAAGCUCACAGCAUGAAAUACUCUACCGAGAACUAAUUCCGGGUGAUCACUGAGAAUCAACAAAUUUGCCAAAUAAAAUCAUACAUCAACGUUGAUUUCUUAUCAUGAUUGAUACAGAUUUUGGAUACAAACUAUGUUAUGAUGAUAAUCUAUUGGCAUUAAACAUACUGCAAUAACGGAAAGGUUAAUAGAGUAUUUCUUAGAUAUUUGCUAACUGAAGCUCCAGAGAAAUAAAUCCAUAAGUAUCCAGCAGCUUCUGAGAAGUACAGUACUAGUUAGCUGGGUACAAAGGAAACAGAGUUCUUUUACGGUGGUUCCUGAAACUCCGUCCCAGCUUGUUAGUUACUACUUUAUCCGGUGAUGUGCCCACCAUGUGAUAGAAUCCCGCCAGGCUUCAGUGUUCUGCCCCAGCAACGAUACAACAGGCGACAGGCUAAUUACAGCAUCAUUUUUUCCCCUCAAAGAUGAAAACCAUGUUGUCAAUUUUUGCCGACAUGCAAUGACCUGCUUGAUGAAUGAUGGAGCAAAUAGGGAAAGUGUAAUUAAGUACGUGAAUUAAUCAUCCAUCAGAGAUGAGCCUCAAGGUGAAAUUUUCAUA